This is a messenger RNA of Hypoxylon trugodes, 1500 nucleotides long. Its product is annotated as aldehyde dehydrogenase. The record is from RefSeq and is a predicted model, not a curated record. NCBI's taxonomy places the organism in Eukaryota, Fungi, Ascomycota, Sordariomycetes, Xylariales, Hypoxylaceae. Gene Ontology annotation, molecular function: oxidoreductase activity, acting on the aldehyde or oxo group of donors, NAD or NADP as acceptor. The coding region runs from base 1 to 1500 and encodes 499 amino acids. The transcript is spliced from 3 exons.
AUGGCAGACUUGAAAGUUGAUCUCACAGCUCCAAAUGGCAAGAAAAUCACCCUCCCAACCGGUCUAUUUAUUAACAAUGAAUUCGUCAAAUCAAGCUCGGGUACUAAAAUCACGAGCAUAAAUCCCACGAACGAACAAGAGAUCUGCUCAGUUGAAGCGGCUAGCGCCGAAGACAUCGAUAAAGCUGUAGCAGCUGCAAGAGCUGCACUGAACCAUGAAUCAUGGCGAGAUAUCUCCGCGACUGAACGCGGUGCCUUGAUGUUCAAGUUGGCGGAUCUAAUCGAACAGGAAAGCGAUAUACUAGCCACUAUUGAAACCUGGGAUAACGGUAAACCAUUUGCCGAUUCCCAGGGAGACGUGGGCGAGGUUAUUAGCACUAUUAGAUACUAUGGCGGUUAUGCCGAUAAGAUUCACGGCGAAACCAUCCCUACGACAAGCCAGAAAUUCGUCUACACCUUGAAACAACCAAUUGGUGUAUGCGGUCAGAUCAUCCCGUGGAAUUAUCCCCUGUCGAUGGCUGCAUGGAAACUCGGGCCUGCGCUCGCUUGCGGAAACACCGUGGUCUUGAAACCCGCUGAACAGACCCCUUUAUCAAUUUUAUAUUUUGCAAGUGUCGUAGUCAAGGCCGGUUUCCCUGCCGGCGUGGUCAAUAUCACAAAUGGAUAUGGCAAGGAGGCUGGCCAUGCACUUGCAAGUCACCUAGACGUCGAUAAGAUAGCCUUCACCGGCUCGACAGCGACAGGGAAGCAAAUCAUGAAGACGGCUAGCAUCAACAUGAAGAAUAUCACCCUCGAGACCGGCGGCAAGUCCCCGCUAUUAGUCUUCGAAGAUGCCGAUAUCGAGCAAGCGGCGAAGUGGGCUCAUAUCGGAAUCAUGAGUAACCAAGGUCAGAUCUGCACGGCUACCUCGCGCAUUCUCGUCCAAGAUACCAUUUAUGAUAAGUUCGUGAAUGAGUUCCGAGAGGCUGUCAAAACGACUAGCAAAGUCGGCGACCCGUUCGCAGAGGGCACGUUCCAGGGCCCUCAGGUGACUAAGGCGCAAUACGACAGGAUCUUGAGCUUUGUCGAGUCUGGCAAAUCGGAGGGCGCCACACUGACAGCAGGAGGUAUUCCCUGCCCGCUGAAUGGGAAGGGCUUCUUCAUUGAACCUACUAUCUUCACUAAGGUGAAGAAUAAUAUGAAGAUCUAUCGCGAAGAGGUAUUCGGUCCGUUCGUCGUCAUUGUUCCUUUUAAGACCGAGGGUGAGGCUAUCGCGAUGGCAAAUGAUACUACCUAUGGUCUAGGCGCGGCGGUGUUUAGUCAAAACCUCGAACUCUCGCAUCGCGUGGCUGCGCGGAUCGAGGCAGGUAUGGUUUGGAUCAACUCAUCUAAUGACUCGGAUAUCCGAGUUCCAUUUGGAGGAGUCAAGCAAAGUGGUAUAGGCCGGGAGCUUGGAGAAGCGGGUCUCGCUGCCUACACCCAGACAAAGGCCAUCCAUGUGAAUAUAGGCCAGAAACUGUAA